This is a messenger RNA of Glarea lozoyensis ATCC 20868, 6234 nucleotides long. RefSeq names its product Thiolase-like protein. The coding region runs from base 1 to 6234 and encodes 2077 amino acids. The transcript has 5 exons. Gene Ontology annotation, biological process: secondary metabolite biosynthetic process; fatty acid biosynthetic process. Lineage: Eukaryota; Fungi; Ascomycota; Leotiomycetes; Helotiales; Helotiaceae. The record is from RefSeq and is a predicted model, not a curated record. Gene Ontology annotation, molecular function: phosphopantetheine binding; fatty acid synthase activity.
AUGAAGUCUAGCACAACAUCAAUCGACGUGCCGGCAGCGACGACUCUUCUCUUUGGAGAUCAGACGGAUUCAUGGGUCGACGGCAUCGACCAGCUUUACAAACAAGCGGCCUCAACUCCAUGGCUAAAGUUGUUUUUGGACAAGUUAUACGAUGCCAUAAAAGCGGAACUUAAGAUUACCACGUUAGACCGUGCCUUGCAAACCAGCUUGGGUCAUUUCUCAAGUCUCCAAGAACUGGGUGAGAGAUAUCGCAACAGUACCGACGACCUUGGUGUGGUGCGUUCGCUUCUCCUCCAUACCGUCAGGGCCGGUAACUUACUGCAAUGGGUGAAACGAGAGCCGCACCUCAUUGACCCAACAUCCCAUACUGAGUGGUUAGGGAUUUCCGGAGGACUGCUGACUCUAUCGGCUCUGGCCAUUGCUGGGGACUUCGAUGCUUUGUACGAAGCAUGUCUGGAGGUGGGCCGCUUGGUUUUUAGGGUGAGCAAACUCGCGUCCGUGAGAUCCAGAGCCGUGGAAGAUAAACCCGGUGUUUGGGGUUGGGCAGUGCUGGGUAUCUCAGCAGAUGAUCUUCGCAAAGCCAUGGAGCAAUUUCAAGAAAACGCGGGUAUCCCACCCACCAAAAGAGCGAAAGUAGGUGUGACAGGAGCCGGAUGGAGCACUAUCAUCGGUCCUCCAUCGGUUCUGAGCCUUAUUGUCGAGCAAUGCUCUGCUAUAAGAAGUGUUGCCAAAAAUCCCCUGGAAAUCAAAGCCCUGCAGCACACACUUAACAUAUCAAGUGCGGAAAUCGAAUAUAUGAUAGGAAAAAACACAGAGUUUCUAAACAAAAGACUGAUCUCGAAUCAGAGUAUCUGGGGUGUGGACGACCAUUCAGCAACAUAUGAUAACUGGGGAGACUUACUGAGAACUAUCUGCUGGCAAGUCUUGGCUCGUCCACUUAACCUUACCGAAGUUAUAGACAAGAUCAACUCAAAACUAGAUGGGAUCAGCUCUGUGCGGGUCAUUCAAGUAGGAUCCAGCAGCCAUGCGCCUUACUUAGCCAGCGUUUUGAAAACGCAGGACAGACAAGUAUCUAUCCAAGGCCAACAUGCUCUCUUGCAAACAGAUGAUGGCGCUGCGUCGCUUAUGGCUGGUCGUAUUGCCAUAGUAGGAAUGGCUGGUCGCGGCCCGGGAAGCGACAACGUCGAUGAGUUCUGGGAUGUCAUCAUGUCCAAACAAGAUCUUUGUACGGAGGUUCCCAAAGAUCGAUUUGACAUAGAUGAGUUCUACUGCGAAGCACAUGAUCGUGGCGACCAAAAAUGUAAAAUGACCACCAAAUACGGCUGCUUCAUGAAUAAUCCGGGCCACUUCGAUUCUCGAUUCUUCCACAUUUCGCCGAGGGAAGCAAUACUGAUGGACCCCGCUCAUAGACAGUUUUUGAUGAGCACCUAUGAAGCCCUUGAGUCGGCCGGGUACUCAGACGGCCAGACGAGAUCAACAGAUCCAACGCGUAUCGCGGCUUUCUUUGGCCAAUGUACCGAUGACUGGCUUGAACACAGCCAUCCUACUCUAGGAUGUGACGCAUACACCUUGCAGGGAAUCCAACGUGCAUUUGGCUCUGGAAGACUUGCUUGGCAAUUCAAGUGGGAGGGCCCAACUUAUUCCCUUGAUUCCGCAUGUGCAGGCAGUACUGCGGGCAUCCAUUUGGCGAGUAUGAGUCUGCUAUCUAAAGACAUUGACAUGGCUGUUGCUGGAGCCGCCAAUAUCUUGAGUUGGCCGCACUCGUUCACUUGCCUCAGCGACUCUGGCGUGUUGUCCGACACGGGAAAUUGCAAGACAUUUCGCGAUGAUGCCGAUGGCUACUGUCGGGGCGAUUUCGUCGGUGCUGUAGUUUUGAAACGUCUCGAGGAUGCCGUCGCUCACAAUGAUAAUAUCCUAGCGGUAGUUGCUGCGUCUGGCAGAAACCAUUCUGGAAACGCCACUUCAAUCACGACAAGUGAUGCCGGUGCUCAGGAACGCCUCUUUCGAAAAGUGCUUCGCAAUGCACAAAUCUCUCCGGAUGACGUUUCGUAUGUUGAAAUGCACGGUACAGGUACUCAAACAGGUGACCCGGCCGAAAUGGGCGCUGUUGCCAACACGUUCAAGCACAGGCGCCGUAACAAUGGACCAUUAACCGUCGGAGGAGUCAAGGCAAACAUUGGCCACGGAGAAGCAGCCGCUGGCAUGGCAGAAUUGUUGAAAUGUAUCAUGAUGUUCAAGAAAGACAUUAUCCCACCACAAGGAGGAAUGCCUCACGCGCUCAACCCAAAAUUUCCUCCACUUGCAGAUCUCAACAUUCAGAUCCUUUCGGAACCUCACCCAUUCGUUAGACAGGCUGAAAAACCCAGACGGAUCCUCCUGAAUAAUUUCGACGCAGCAGGGGGAAAUGCUUCGCUAGUUCUUGAAGAUUUUGUGUUCUCGAAACAGAGAGCGAAAGAUCCUCGAUCAAGUCACGUGAUCACAACUUCUGCUCGAACAAAGGAUUCGCACAAGGCAAACAGCGCCAACCUUUUGAAAUGGCUGCGAGCAAAUCCAACAGCCAGGAUCGAAGACGUAGCCUACUCGACUACGGCACGAAGAAUGCAUCACCCCUUUAGAGUUGCCUAUACCGCAACGUCCACUCAGGACUUGAUAAGCAGAAUAGAGGCGCUGGAUCCAGCUUCAUUAUCAACAGCACCGUCGCCAUCUUCGCCAGUUAUUUUCGUAUUCACAGGGCAAGGAUCGCACUAUGCAGGCAUGGGCUCCGAGCUGUACAGAACAAAUCCUGUCUUUCGCGAGACGGUAGAUUUGUGCGCCGCGAUCUGCGAAAACAACGAGUUCCCAUCCUUCAUCGAGAUAAUAACCACCAAGGACACCGACGUUGGAGAAAAGAAUACUGUGCAAAUCCAAUUGGCAGUCAUCACGUUGGAAAUAGCUCUCACAGCCUUUUGGCGAUCUGCUGGGAUACAGCCUGCCGCCGUGAUGGGCCAUAGUCUCGGAGAAUACGCCGCUUUACAUGCUGCCGGAGUACUGUCACUGGCAGAUACUUUGUAUCUUGUUGGCAGCCGCGCUCUGCUGCUCCUGGAACGCUGCGAGCCUGGAUCGUGUGCCAUGCUUGCACUUUCGACUUCCGUAGCGAAGAUAAAUGAUAGACUCAUCAAAUCAUCCUCCUGUGAAGUAGCAUGCAUCAACGGACCCAAUGCAACUGUUAUCAGCGGAACGACAGAGGACCUGGAACAGCUGCAAGCUAGCGUAACAGCUCAGGAUAGCAAAGUCCGAGCGACAAAGCUCUCAGUCCCAUUUGCAUUCCAUUCAUUCCAGGUUGAUCCAAUACUGCAGGAUUACAUCUCCCUUGCAGGAGGCGUCGAAUUUGGAGCGCCUAAGAUUCCUGUUGCAUCUACCCUGCUCGCAUCUGUCGUAGAAACACCGGGGAUCUUCGACCAAGAAUACCUCGCUCAGCAGACACGCCAGGCGGUUGAUUUCGUAGGCGCACUCAACGCGGUCAACUCCAGAAUUAAAGAUCCAAUUUGGCUUGAAGUAGGCCCAGCACCGGUUUGCACAUCUUUUGUGCGUGCUACUCUUGCACCUGCUCCCAACAAGAUCAUGCAAACCAUCGAGGCAAAUGUCAGUAAUUGGACAUCCAUUUCCAGGAGCCUGUCAACAGCAUACGUCAACAGUAUCGACGUUGACUGGCUGGCAUUACAUAGACCCUACGAGGAUAACCUGGAGUUGCUGACUCUGCCUGCCUAUGCUUGGACAAUGAAGGAUUACUGGGUGACCUGGACCGAAAAGAGCAGAGAAGGAGUCGCACAAGAAACAGCAAAGCCUAUAUCUGAGCCAUAUCUUGCCACUUGUGCACAGUAUCUAGUCAACAAGUCAUCUUCACCAAAGAUCCAAGUCACUUUCCGAGCGUCCGUUUCUGACCCAGGAUUCCUAGCGCUAAUAGAAGGCCACAAAAUGCAGCAGAUCGGACUUGCUUCUGGGAGCGUAUUCUGCGAUGCAGCAUUGACAACAGCAAAGUAUGCUCUUGAGUAUAGUGGCAGAAAAGGAGUCACUGACCGCAGUUUGACGAUACACGACCCUGUGCUCCUGGCACCAUUGACAAAGAGCCUCCUGGGUAGUGAUGGAGAGCUUGUGACGACAGCGGUCCUCGAUAGCGCUUCUUCAAGUACUGUGCUUGUCUCAUUCAAGGCUACUUCAACAGAAUCGUCGCACAAUUUAGGCACUAUCAGAAUCAACAUUCACAACCCCGAUGAGACUCAGAUUGAAUGGGAUCGAAUGUCUUAUUUCAUCAGAGCAAAGAUGGAUCAAAGGAUCAAAGGAUCCAAAGAAAAUUCCGGGCACAGAAUGCAACCAGAUGUUUUCUAUGCGCUGUUCGCAAAUGCGGUAGAGUUCGCCCCUAGUUUCAAAGGUCUUCAGGAAGGUUACAUAUCCAAUGAUUUUGAGGAGGCAGCAGCGUUGGUUGUACUGAAGAACGACCCUGCUAAUAGUCGUUUUACCUUUUCGCCUUAUUGGAGUGAAGCUCUCGCUCAUUUGGCAGGCUUCAUGGUGAACGGCAACCCUAAUAAGUCACCAGACGUGACGUUUAUUGUCAUGGGCUUCGAAAGUGUGAAGCAGACAGUCGCUUUUGAGCCUGGAAAGGAAUACAUGACGUACACCCGAAUCGUGAAAUGGGAAACCGACACAGCCUUUUGCGAUGCUUUCGUUUUCGAUCGUCAAUCUUCAAAGAUGGUCAUGCAAGUGAUCGGCCUGCGGUAUCAAAGGCUCCCCAGAACGACCUGGCGACAUAUUCUCUCAGGUGCACAUGCAAAAACCAAGUCUGGCGCCCCUGUUCGAGCCGCCUCACAAAGCGUAUCUAAAGAAAUCACCGGGGAGUCCAUGAGAUUCUCUACUUCCGCUGAUAACGGACAAACAAAGCAAGAAGAUGCUAGAUCCCAGGAAGAGGAGGCGCCAGCCUCUGGAGAAUUUGAUCUGAUCCUGGAUAGCAUUUCUAAAUCCACAGGAAGUGAUCGAGCAGAGUUCACCGACGAUACUGAGAUAGCCGAGCUUGGUGUUGACUCUAUUAUGGCUAUCGAGAUUGUCGCCUCCGUGAAAACCGAGUCGGAUCUCGAUUUGCCUGCCUCGUUUGUCUUCGAAUACCCCACCAUUGGUGAUCUUCGCCGUGCUUUUGGAGGGAAACCAAAGCCAACAAUCAAAGACUCCCCAGGUGCCAAGUCAAAUUCGACAUCUUCAAGCGAAGGCGGAUCAAGACCUAGAAGCCCAACGCCCGCGCCUGAAUCAAUCUCUUCCUUAGGGUCUAGUGUGGUUCGCGUCGAAGAAGAAAUCGUAACACCAGCGAAUAAGGAACAAGACACAUCACCCGCCCCAACUGUCCGAAUCACCUUGCUUCAGGGCCGUACAAAGACUGAAAGGACUCCUCUAUACUUGAUGGCUGAUGGAACUGGAUCUAUAGCCACGUAUAUCCAUCUCCCAGUUUUCAAGUCCAAGAUGCCAGUCUAUGGAAUUGAUUCGCCCUUCAUACGUUGCCCGUCAAGAUUGACCAGGCAAGUAGGAAUUGAAGGAGUAGCCAAGCUCAUUGUCGACGCAAUGAUAAAGGCUCAACCUAAGGGAUCUUUCUUCGUCGGCGGUUUCAGCGCUGGCUGUAUGGUUGCAUAUGAGGUUUCGAAACAGUUGGCUGGUGCGGGUCGCAGGGUAGAUGGGCUUGUGAUAAUCGAUUUGUGCUCUCCGCGGCCCACGUUGCUGGAUGAAAAUGCAGUCAAAGAAGAAGCGAAGACGGGUGUGGCCGUCUUUGGGGCAGCUGUAGCCCAAGAUGGAUUGUGGAGUUCUUCGUCUGCCCAAGAAGAUCAUUUGCGUGCAUACUUCGUAGCAAUGAGGUUAUACAACCCGCGACCCAUGACAACUAGCGAGCGGCCCGGUCGAACAUCGGUCAUUUGGGCCAAAAAGGGUCUUGUAGGCCGCAUUGCUUCUAACCCUAAGUUGAUGAAAAUGCUAGCAGAUGAAGGGAUUCCAACCGAGGCGUAUCCAGGCUAUAUGGAAGACCCAAGACUUUCCCCCAUGGCAUGUCUUGUACCGGAUAAAACCCCUAACGAUUUGGGACCCAACGGCUGGGACAAGUUUGUUGGAGAUGUUCUCACGUUGUCUGUAAAUGCAGAUCAUCUUGACCUGCCGAUGCCUGAACAUGUGCAUUUACUUCAUGAGCAGCUAGAGGAAGCGUUCGCUCACUUUGACCGCAAUUAG